AUGGCAUCAGGAAACCUUCAAUGGGCAGCGCCUAAACCUUUGAAAUUAGACGGGAACGUCAGUGAAAACUUUCGCAAGUUUGAGGAGCACUGGACGCUCUUCGAGAAGACUGAGCUGAAAGGACGGUCUGAAGACGAAAGAUGCUCAUACUUUCUUCUAUGCAUUGGAGAGAAAGGCCGAGAAGUUCACAAGACCUUGAC
Molecule: messenger RNA, 200 nt
Organism: Paramuricea clavata
Lineage: Eukaryota; Metazoa; Cnidaria; Anthozoa; Malacalcyonacea; Plexauridae
Source: the annotation of a GenBank genome assembly